Arachis ipaensis is the source of this 579-nucleotide messenger RNA. The record is from RefSeq and is a predicted model, not a curated record. NCBI's taxonomy places the organism in Eukaryota, Viridiplantae, Streptophyta, Magnoliopsida, Fabales, Fabaceae.
AUGUUUACUGGUCAGCGGGUGAAAAGUUUUGCAGCUUCAAGGAAUAUCAAUAUGAUUACUUCGACUCCCUAUUAUGCACAUGCUAAUGGGCAGGUAGAAGCAGCAAAUAAAAUUUUGAUAAGUUUGAUUAAAAAGCAUAUUGGAAAUAGGCCUCGAACAUGGCAUGAAACUUUGAGCCAAGUGUUAUGGGCUUAUCGAAAUUCACCAAGGGGUUCGACAUGUACUUCACCAUUUAAGCUAGUGUAUGGUCAUGAUGCAAUACUACCAUUAGAAAUUAAUUUGAAUACUUUGAGAGUAUCGAGACAAAAUGAUUUACCAGUUGAUGAUUAUUGGAAUGCAAUAUUCGAUGAGUUGAAUGAAUUAGACUCAGAACGAAUUUUGGCACUUGAUAAUAUGAUUCGACAAAAAGAAAGUAUUGCUCGAAGUUAUAAUCAUCGAAUCAAGGAAAAGUCUUUUAAUACAGGGGUGUGGCUAUGGCAGCUCGACUUUGGCGUAUGGUGGCAAGCUGUUCUUGAAUCUGAAUUAAUUCUGACUCGAGUCUUGUUUUUUCUUGAUCAUGAAAAGCUUGAACAGAAAUAG